CUGGUUGGCAUAAAUAAAAAAAUCAAUGACUGAUUUUCUGUUAUGUCAUAAUUGACUAAUUAUUACAAACCAUUUAUUUUAGACGAUAAUAUUCUUUAUUUUCUUUAUAAACUAUUAUUAAAAACAUCACAUAAAAGUAUAAUUAUUUCUUUUCUUUCUUCUUGAGUGACUAAAACGAAUUAUUCGCAACAUGUCGGAUAUGAUAAUAAAUGAUUCUGUCCCGGUUGAUAAGAAAUGGAAUGAAUUAAUUAAAUAUAAUAUUUUUCUUAUGAAGUUAGUUGAAUUUGUAGUGGCAUUACUGCUGAACAUAGUGCCUCACAUUGUGGAACCGGUGACCACGGUGGGUUGCCUCGUUGCCGCCCCAACACUCAUGCUGUCCACUUUAAUAAUGGUGCUGUAUGUGGUCGAUCAAGUGAUGUAUGAGGCUGAACUGUAUUAUGUUCUGAUAGAACUCAGUUUCACACUAUUUGCUCUGUUUGAACUAUUUGUGUUGGGUAAAAUGCAAGGAGCGAUAUACGGAUUAUUCUAUCUAGACCUCACAAUUGCAUUCUGCAUGGACUUAUACUAUAUGCACAAGGAGAGGGGAUGGACUUUUUGAUUCAUACACAAAACUGUAUCAUGAAUAUGACUUUGUUAUCACAGUAACAGGAAAUUUGUUUUAAUUGAAAUAGUGAUAAAUUUUCCUGUUAUAUUCAAGCAAUGUGCCUAACAUGGCCAUUAUGUUCCAUAAAUACAGAAGUUAUGUUAUCAUAGCCAUGUUUUAUAUUUUAAAAUUAUUUAUAAGCGCCAUGAAGAGAUUAAGACGUGUGACAUUACAACAGUGUAUGUGGGUCUGUUUAAUUUUAUUAUUUUGUGCUGUAUAUUGGACAAUGAACAGUAAAGAUGAUUAUGUGAAAAUUACUUCACAAAAUCCUGUGAUAAUUUGGUGGACCAUGAGCUUUCCUGGAACAUCGGAGACUAGAAAUUGCCCUGGUGAUAUUAAAUGUGACAUAUACAGUGACAGAAAUUUAAGCAAAAAGUUUAAUGUAGAUGCUUAUCUAUUCUAUGGAAGUGAAAUUAAAUUUGACAAUCUUCCUUUACCGAGAAAUCCUAAAGAUACUGUGUGGGGACUGUACCAUGAAGAGUCGCCAAGGAAUGUCGAGGAGUUAAUGAGCGAGGACAUACUAAAGUUAUUUAAUUUUUCAUCAACAUAUAGCAGAUAUAGUGAUGUGCCUUACCCGCUUCAACAUUUAGAAACAUUUCAGGAUAUAACAAGUAAGAAAUAUUUUGCAGAAACUUCAGUGAAGAAUAAAUUAUUAAAUGAUAUAGCACCCGUGAUGUAUUUGCAAAGUGAUUGUGAGACAUCAACAGAAAGGGACGCAUAUGUAAAAGAACUGAUGAAAUACAUUAAAAUAGAUUCUUAUGGCACUUGUGUAAAUAAUAAAAAGUUGCCAAAAAAAUUCACUGAAGAUUAUUUGAAUAAUUUAAAUGAAGACAAUUUUUUGAAAUUUAUUGCGCGGUACAAAUUCGUGGUGGCUAUCGAAAAUGGCGUCUGUGAGGAUUAUGUUACGGAAAAAUUCUGGAGGGCCAUCAAAGUUGGUACGGUGCCUAUUUAUUUUGGGUCACCAUCUAUAAAAGACUGGUGUCCAAAUAACAAAUCAGCAAUACUUUUACAGGAUUUUCCGACACCAAAGAUACUAGCAGAGCAUUUACAGAAAUUGUUGAAUGAUGAUAAAUUAUAUGAAGAGUAUUUAGAACAUAAAACAAAGCAAUUGAUUUCAAAUCAAGGACUGAUUAACGAGAACAAGUAUCGGCCUUAUCAAUUGCAUAAUAUGAAGAUUGUUGAAGAGUUUGAAUGUUUCGUGUGUAGGAGGCUACACAAUAAACACAAUGAAACAAAUAUUCAUAUAGUAAAUAAGUUACAUUAUAAUUGCCCUAAACCUAUAUCAGCUUUGACCCUACAAGUAAAUCCAGAGAAUUUAUGGGUAUCCUCGUGGAAAGAGGCCACCUCAAGAGCAAAAGAAUUAUAUAACAAAAUUAUGACAUAAAUAUAGUAUAUUUUUGUACAUUAUACAUAAUAUAUUUUUUUACAAA
Messenger RNA from Manduca sexta (tobacco hornworm), 2073 nucleotides. It is a transcript of the gene FucTB, whose product is annotated as alpha-(1,3)-fucosyltransferase 10. The coding region runs from base 711 to 2027 and encodes 438 amino acids. Lineage: Eukaryota; Metazoa; Arthropoda; Insecta; Lepidoptera; Sphingidae. The record is from RefSeq and is a predicted model, not a curated record. The transcript is spliced from 3 exons. Gene Ontology annotation, cellular component: membrane. Gene Ontology annotation, molecular function: alpha-(1->3)-fucosyltransferase activity.